CGAAUUCCUCCACCACUAGGGGCCAGCAAAAAAAAAUCGCCUUGGUUUGCCAGUUCCGCAUGCCCUCUUUUUUAAACUUCUGCUCAAGAAUUUGUUUGGCCUCUUCAACUAACCCGAUUCAAUAUGGGACGAGUCAGGACUAAGACGGUGAAAAAGGCCGCCCGGGUCAUCAUUGAGAAGUACUACACCAGGCUGGGAAAUGACUUCCACACCAACAAGAGGGUGUGCGAGGAGAUCGCAAUCAUCCCCAGCAAGAAGCUGCGCAACAAGAUAGCUGGGUAUGUGACCCAUCUCAUGAAGCGCAUCCAGAGGGGCCCCGUCAGAGGCAUCUCCAUCAAGCUCCAGGAGGAGGAGAGGGAGAGGAGGGACAACUACGUCCCAGAGGUGUCUGCACUCGACCAGGAGAUAAUCGAGGUUGACCCAGACACCAAGGAGAUGCUCAAGCUACUGGACUUUGGCAGUUUGUCGAACCUGCAAGUCACCCAGCCAACUGUCGGAAUGAACUUCAAGACACCAAGAGGAGUCUAGGCAUUUGUCAUAUCGCUUAAUAAUAAAAUAAAAAAGUACACAAAAA
Molecule: messenger RNA, 574 nt
Organism: Oncorhynchus keta (chum salmon)
Lineage: Eukaryota; Metazoa; Chordata; Actinopteri; Salmoniformes; Salmonidae
Product: 40S ribosomal protein S17
Exons: 5
Coding region: 124-528 (134 amino acids)
Biological process (GO): translation
Cellular component (GO): ribosome
Molecular function (GO): structural constituent of ribosome
Source: RefSeq, a predicted model, not a curated record